Phaeoacremonium minimum UCRPA7 is the source of this 1446-nucleotide messenger RNA. RefSeq names its product putative aat family amino acid transporter protein. Gene Ontology annotation, biological process: amino acid transmembrane transport. NCBI's taxonomy places the organism in Eukaryota, Fungi, Ascomycota, Sordariomycetes, Togniniales, Togniniaceae. Bases 1 to 1446 code for a protein of 481 amino acids. Gene Ontology annotation, cellular component: membrane. The record is from RefSeq and is a predicted model, not a curated record. Gene Ontology annotation, molecular function: amino acid transmembrane transporter activity. The transcript is spliced from 6 exons.
AUGUCAGACACCGCUGCCGACGAGAAGAAGGUCAGCACCUCUCCACAGAUUCACGAGGAUAGCAGCAGCUAUGCCGAAGGACACGUUGGCGAUGUCGAAGGUGGCAAGAGUGUUCGAGAACUCCACCGAACCUUUACUUCUCGUCACAUUCAGAUGAUUUGUCUUGGUGGAUGUAUUGGUAGCGGUAUUUUCAUCAGUACUGGAAAGCCUUAUUUGCUCUCUGCGGAAGGAGCGAUUGUCCGUGUUAUUCUUACAUACUGGACAACGGCCAUCCCGACUGCCGCUUGCAUGACUGUCUAUCUUGUUCUUGUCUUUGGCAUUCAUGCCAUGCCAAACCGUUGGUUUGCCGAGUUCGAAUUCGCCACGGCGGCUGCCAAGGUCACUGCUAUGAUUAUCAUUCUCUUCGCAUGUAUUGCGAUGCUAGGCGGUGCUGGUCCAACCGGGUCAACAAACCACGGCGCAAACUACAAGGAACUUCCAGUCUUUCCGAACGGCUUUAAGGGCGUCUGCCAAACCUUUACACUUGCUGCGUGGGCCACUGGUGGUCAGGAAAUUAUGGGCAUUACUGCAGGCGAGGCACGGAGACCGCGCUGGGACAUGCCUCGGGCAUGCACUAACCUCUUCGUCCGCAUCAUCUUCUUUUACGAGCUAUCUACCAUUUUCAUCGGUCUUCUCGUCAGAUACGACGAUGAGCGCCUGCUGGCUACUGGCACCGUCGCUGCCUCUCCUUUCGUUAUCUCGAUGGCCAACGCCGGUAUCAAGGGACUUCCAGAUCUUCUCAAUGUGGUUAUCAUUAUUGGUCUUGUGGCCAUUGGUGCUGAGGCCAUGUACAUUGCCUCCCGAGCCAUGCAAGCCAUGUCAAGAAUGGGAAUGCUGCCAAGCGUUUUGGGCCGCGUGGAUAAGAAGGGACGACCUUACUACUCACUUCUGGUCACGGGAGUUUUCGCUACAGUCAUGACUUACAUCAAUGUUUCGAACACCGGUGCUAUCAUCUUCACUUGGUUCAGCUCCAUUGCAUCGACCGUGUACUUCAUGGCAUGGAUGACGAUCUCUCUCAGCAACUGGCAAAUGCACCGUGCCAUCAAACUGCAAAAUGAUCCUGCUUGGAAGCUUCCACAUGCUUUCAAGCUUCGCGCAUACCCCUUGACAUCGGUCUACCUAUUUAUAUUCUCAUUCUUGGUGCUUUUUGCGACAGGUUAUGUCUCGCUCUUCCCUAUCGGCGCAGAGCCCUCUGCAGAGGCAUUUUUCCAGACUUUCUUGGGCGUGCCUAUUUUCAUCGUUGCGUACCUCGGCUACAAGGUCGUUUUCCGCACGAAAUUCGUCCAUCCCAAGAAUGCCGACUUGAAGACAGGUCGCAGGCCCCUGACUGAUGAUGAUAUUGCGUUUUUGGAUGCCUACUACGCUCAACCGAUGUAUAAGCGAAUAUUAUCGUAUGUGAGGUUCUAG